AACUCAAUUUAUUUGAGAAGCGAACCGUUUCAAACGAUUCCGUUCGAUUCGAUGAACUGGUUCAACCGACUCACUGAGAAGAACCGGUUAAAUCAAACGAAUCGUUCAUGAACCGGACACCAGCGUGCGCUUGCUGUGUCUUCUGAGCUGUAGAAUUGAAAAUGCACAAGAGGACCCACACUGGAGGGAAACCUUACAUGUGUUCACACUGCGAUAGGAGAUUUGUUCAUAGAGCAACUCUGAAAACACAUGAGAGGACCCACACUGGAGAGAAACCAUACAAGUGUUCACACUGUGACAAGAGAUUCAUUCAGACAGCAACUCUGAAAACACAUGAGAGGACCCACACGGGAGAGAAACCAUACAAGUGUUCAUACUGUGACAAGACAUUCAUUUGUUUAGGACAACUGAAAACACAUGAGAGGACCCACACUGGAGAGAAACCAUACAAGUGUUCACACUGUGACAAGAGAUUCGUUCAGACAGCAAAUCUGAAAACACAUGAGAGGACUCACACCGGAGAGAAACCUUACAAGUGUUCACACUGUGACAAGAGAUACCGUUUAUCAGAACAUCUGAAAACGCAUGAGAGGACCCACACUGGAGAGAAACCAUUCACAUGUGAUCUGUGUGGGAAGAGUUUCACACAAUCAACAAACCAUAAGUUGCACAUGCACAUCCACACUGGAGAGAAACCGUUUACAUGUGAUCUGUGUGGGAAGAGUUUCAUAAUAAAACGCAGCCUUAAAGAGCACAUGAACAUCCACUCUGGGGAAAAACCGUACACAUGUGAUCAGUGUGGCAAAGGAUUUGUAAGGUCUUCGGACCUAAAGAUUCACCUGACACUUCAUACAAAGAAGAAACGUCUGUAUUCAUGUUCUUUGUGUGGAAAGAGUUUUCCACUGCUGAAAAGUUUAAAAACACAUCAGAAAAGACAUACUGCCAAAAAAGCUUAUAUGUGCUUUGAGUGUGAGAAGACUUUUUUUACAAAUGAGCAUUUGAAAAUGCACCAGAGAACUCACACUGGAGAGAAACCUUACAUGUGUUCACAUUGCGACAAGAGAUUCAGUUCUUCAUCAAAUCUGAAAAAACAUGAAAGGACUCAUACUGGAGAGAAACCAUACACAUGUGAUCAAUGUGGGAAGAGCUACACUGAAUCAUCUUCUCUACAGAGACAUAAAAAAUCAUCCACAGCCCGAAAUCAUAAUAUGUGUACAAGAAAGAAAAGUCCAAAGUUGUCACGGUGAAUAAAGUUCAAGACUUCAAGACUUUUCAAGAGAUUCAGAUCAACUCAUAGAUAGUUCCUUCCCAAAAGAACAUCAUCUAAUUGUUUUAUUCUUGUUUCUCAAUUUGCUUCAUAAUAUAAUCUCUCAUUAUGCUUUAUAAUUUCAAGUUAGAUUUUUUUUUUACUCCAUUUAUGAAAAAGUGGACUUUUUAGUCGUGUGGACAACAAAGUGACCUGAAGAAGUGUCCAUCUUAGUUUUAAGAAAGACAUUGAUCUGGUGUUUGUGUUUAAUUGUUAAUCUUAUAAUCUUAUAAAUGCUCGACCAUUUGUGAUGCACUUGGUUUGGUUGUAAAUCAAUAAUUUUCUCACAAAUUUUCAAGUAAUCAUGUAUUAAAUAAUCAUGUAUUUUAUCAAUGUUUAUUGACCAUUUUUAAUGUCUAAUGAUG
Molecule: messenger RNA, 1671 nt
Organism: Carassius auratus (goldfish)
Lineage: Eukaryota; Metazoa; Chordata; Actinopteri; Cypriniformes; Cyprinidae
Product: zinc finger protein 2-like
Exons: 3
Coding region: 162-1247 (361 amino acids)
Source: RefSeq, a predicted model, not a curated record